AAAACACAUGUUCUCUCAGCUACCGUAAAGUUACAAAUAAAAUUUAAUUAGAAGAAGCAUAUAACAACUCAACAGUUUUAAAAUUUCUUUGUCCUCUGUUACCAUAGUUACUGGAUUAAUAAACAAUACUCAAAACUUGAUUUAAUUAUAACUAGUAAGAUGCUUAAUAUUUUCUCUAAUAUAUAUUUUUAGCUCUGAAGCAUUUCCAGUUUAAACAAUCAGAAUGCUCUUAGACUUCAUAUACAUCUCCAAGAAAAGCGAGUUUUGUAUCACAUAACCAUUUAAAAACCAAUUAUGAGACAUAUUUCACAGAAUGUCUUAUUCACUCCAAGCUUUGGCAGUCAUAUUUUUUCUUACAUGGACAGAAUCAAACAUACUAAAACCACGAUUUUUGAGUGCAGAACUACCAGGGUCGUGUGGAACGCAACCAUGUGUUCAUGGAGUUUGUAUCGAAACACCUUCAGGUGGACACCAAUGCUUUUGUCAAAAUGGCUUCACAGGCUUAAACUGCCAGACCAAUUACAAUGAUUGCAGAAGUGAUCCCUGCUUAAAUGAUGGCUUUUGUGUAGAUGGCAUUGAUGAAUUUUCUUGCAUUUGCAAUCAAGGCUAUACUGGUUUAACUUGUGAAACAGACAUUAAUGAAUGCCUGUCUGAUCCAUGCAUGAAUGAUGGAAUUUGUGAAGAUUUAGUUAAUGAUUAUGUCUGUCAUUGUCCAUUGGGAUUUACAGGAAUUAACUGUGAGAAUUAUUUCAAUCUAUGUGAUACAGAAAAAGAUCUUUGUAAAAAUGGUGGCUCUUGUAUUUUGGGACCAAGUAAUUCCACUACCUGUAGCUGCCUACCCAAUUUCUUUGGUGAAAAUUGUGAACUUCCUGCCUGCCCUUGUGAAAGAGGUGGCAUAUGUAUUGGAGAACAAGAAUUUAGUUGCCUUUGUCCAUUUGGAUGGACUGGAAAGACAUGUGAAACUGAAAUAGACAUCUGCGAACGAAGCAUUUGUAAUGGAGGAUUAUGUGUUUUAGGCACAAAUGAGGAAUCUAACAUUCAGAAAAAUAUUACUUGCUAUUGUGUACCUGAUUACCAUGGAAAAUUUUGUGAGUUGAGAUACAAUGAAUGUAUUCCAGAACCAUCUUGUGAGAAUGGAGCUACAUGCAUUGAUGAUGUUGAUGGAUAUUCAUGUAUUUGCCCUGCUGGAUAUUUAGGAUCAACAUGCAAUGAAACAUUCACAUGCUCUGGAGAAGAAUGUCCACACUAUUUACCUUUCACAGAUGCCGCUACUUCUCAUUGGCUACAUAAUGUGCAGACAACAUCUAUAAGCCCUUCUACUGCCAUGGACUACAGCCUUAAUUUGCAUUACAAUGAUAACUUUUCCAAAUCUGGAGUCCACCUGUAUCCAUCUGAACAGUCAUCAGCUUUCAAAACUUUACACACUCAUAAUGAUGCCUUAAAACAAACCCUUUUUUUACUGAGCCUUGAACAAAAAUUUAAAUCAGAAAACUAUUCGUAUGAGGACUUUAAUUUUAGCCAAACUCCAUUUUCAGUUGUGCAAACAGAAAACAGAAUGAACAUAACAGCUGUGGCACUUGUCUAUUCCACCCCAUUGCCUUACUCAACUUUGGAGUUCCAGAAUGAUGUUGCAAACGUAACUGAUUUUCUAGCAACUCCUUCUCUCUCUGAGACAAAACAAAGCAUAGACAGUUCUAAAGUUAAUGUACAGUCAUUACUCUUCAAAACAGAAGUAUCUGGGAAUGCUGUUUUUGAAAGGUCAACUCACGUGCCAAACUCAACUUUAGGUCUUGAGAGUAUUUAUAUCUCAAAGCCAAUUCACACUCUUCCUGUCUAUUCUUCUGAUAAUGGAGUUGGCCGAAGUCUUCCUGAAUUAUGUGAUGAUUUACACUGCCAAAAUGGAGGAACUCCUGACAUGUUUGACAAUAUGGAUCUGCAUAAUGCGAAAUGCAAAUGCCUGUGCCCACUGCUUUAUGCUGGAGUGCAUUGUGAAAGAGAAACAUAUUUGCUCAUUCCUCAGUUUCACAGACCAUCCUUCCUCAAACAUGCUCUCCCACUAAUUGAACCUGAAAAAGGCUUAGAUAUUGAUAUAAGCUUCAAAACUUCUUCACCUGAAGGUACAAUCUUAUUUACCGAAGCAGCUAGUAGUGGUUCAUUCCUCUUCCUCUACAUUGAACAUGGUUUGCUCAAAUUUCGAUUCUCGUGUGGGCAUCAAACUACUAUUUUUAUGGAGACUCAUGCUGCUGUCAAUAACAGUUUUUUCACUUCUGUAUCUAUAUCAACAUCUUGGACUCCAGAUAUUGCACAUUUGAGAAAUGCAUCAUGUAAUGUGGGCUUGCUUGUAAAUGGUACUGCUCCGAUGGGGGGUCAGCAGUUUGUUCUUCUCCCAAGAUUUGAUUUUCACCACAUAUAUAUUGGAGGUGUGCCGCCUUCUUUGAAAAGCUCACUCAGAGAUGUUCAUAGAAUACCAUCAUUAGAAGGCUGUGUUAUAUUUUUGCAAAUUAAUGGUGAAGAAAAAGAGAUAGUUCAAGAUGCUGAAAUUGGUGUAGGAAUUACUGAGUGUUACAGUAGUGCCUGUUUCAAAAAUCCUUGUCUUAAUGGAGCAACUUGCAGAAGCUAUGAGGAUCAUUGGAAUUGUGAAUGUUUAGAUGGGUUUGCUGGUCCUUUUUGUGAACACAAAACUUGCUUUGCAAAUCCUUGUGAACACGGUAGUACCUGCUUGCCAAGCUUUGAUUCAGGUUACUUGUGUGUUUGUCCGUAUGGAAAGCAUGGGAAAAACUGUGAACAAGAUUUAGUUAUAAUCCGUCCUUCAUUUUAUGGUGACAUAAUGGGAUACUCUUCCUACAUACAGUACCAGUUAUUUUCUGACUAUCAUUAUCACUUGGAAAUUCGGAUAAUGUUUACUGUGAAAAACAUACUUCAAAACUCUCUUUUGCUGUUCAAUGGUCAAUUAGAUAACUUUCAUCUUGCCAACGAUUUUCUAUCAAUAGGCCUUCUUUCCGGAUAUGUAAUUUAUACAUUCAACUUAGGAGCUGGUACCCGGGUAUUAAGAAGUGUUUCUCCUCUGAAUCAAAAUGUGACUAUUCAUUCAGUAUUAAUAGGAAGACACCGUCGUUACUGUUGGCUGGAGGUUGAUUCACAAGUAAAGGUUGUUGGACUAGCAUCUGGGCAGUUAACAGCGUUAAAUACACCUGCUGUUCUUUACAUUGGUGGGCAUUCUAGCUAUAAUUUCAGUUUGCUACCUGAAGAAUUAAAAGAGCUUAGAGGAUUUGAAGGCUGUGUUUUUAGUGUGGAACUAAGAAAUAGCCCCAAUGCUGUAUUUAGAACUUUACAACCUAUCAUUGAUGGCCGCAAUAUACAACAGUGCAAUACUACUGAGUGUGAUUUAGUUCAAUGUGCAAAUGGUGGUACAUGUAUUGAUGUAGGAUCUACUUUUCAAUGUCAGUGUGUAGAAGGUUGGGUUGGAACUUUGUGUACACAAAUAGAAACUCCAUGCUCCUCAGGCAAUCACAAGUGCCAUAAUUCUUCUCAGUGUGUUCCAGUAGAUGAUGAUUAUCGAUGUGAUUGCCCAUUAGGCCAAAGUGGGAAAUAUUGUGAAAAAAAUAUCUCAGUCAGUGAUCCUUUAUUUGAUGGUGUGAGUUCAUUUCUUUCUACUCAAAUGGUGAAUGUACGACACAGUAUGGAUGUUGUCAUUAGCUUCAAGCCUUUAUCGGACGAAGGACUACUUUUCUAUGCUGCUCAGCAUCUUAAUGAACUGAGUCGAGAUUUUAUAUCUUUAUCCAUUACAUCCAGCUACAUCCAACUACGAUUUAAUUUGGGAACAGAUCCAUCAUCCACUGUUGUCUUACAAUCAUAUCAACAGAUUGAUAAAAAUAUUUGGCAAACUGUUGAAUUUGGUAGAUACAGAAGGGCUGCUUAUUUGAAAUUAGAAAAAGAUGAAGAAGUUACUUCAAUUUCACCCCCUGGUAUGGAAAUAUUGGAUGUUAACACUGAUUUCUUCAUAGGAGGUGUUCCUGAUCUUUCAUCAUUACCAAAAGAAGCUGUUGAAACUGUGCCUACUUACUUUAAAGGUUGUGUAAGACAUCUGUCCAUAAAUUCGAAAAAUGUGGCAUUAAAUAUUAAUGGAACCAUUAAUGGGAGAAAUAUUGAAGAUUGUGAUGGAACAUCUUGUGGUUAUGAUAGUUGCAAAAAUAAUGGCCUAUGUAUUCCCAAAGAUGACGGAUUUUUCUGUCAGUGUUCUGAAUCUUAUCGCGGUCAAAUGUGUGAGGUUCAUGCCCAAUGUUGGCACCACAACUGUAUUCAUGGAUCAUCAUGUAUUCCAAAUGCAGAUGGUGGUCAUCAGUGUUUAUGUGCCAUUGGUUGGCAAGGAGAUCAAUGUGAAAGAGGAGUUAACGUCUCGAGUGCAUAUUUUAUGGGUGCAAGUUAUUUAUUGUACCAAGACAUCUCAUACAGACAUUUGGAUUUAACUAAAACAUCCAUUUCAUUUGCCUUUUCUUCAAAAGAAAAAUCUGGUUUAUUAUUAUGGAAUGGAAAGAUUUAUUCUGAAGAUGGGGAUUAUCUGGGUAUUGGUUUAAGUAAUAAUCAUUUACAUCUUGUUUGGAACAUAGGAUGGUUAUCUCGAAGUGAAAUUAUGACUGACAGAAUUCCAUCUGAAACAGGAUCUUGGCAUCAUGUGAGCAUUGAAAGGGAUAAUAAAAUUUUAAAGCUCUUUAUUGACGGAGAAAAAUAUACAAGUGUGGUCUCUGGUGAUUUUUAUGAACUGAACACUGAUGGCGUGUAUUAUUUUGGUGGUUUUCCCUAUGGAUUAGAUAUAGAGGAAGAGACUUUAGGGUACUUCAGUGAUUCCUUUGUCGGGUGCAUCAAAGAUUUGUCUAUAUCUGGGAGAAAUAUCAACAUAAUGGACCUAAAAGAGGGAAAAAACCUUGAGCCUUGUUCUAUUAGCUAAUAAACAUAUUAGGUUUUUAAUGAUUUAAAAAAGUGUAUUGAUCCAGCAUUAAAAAUCAAAAUUUUAAAAAAUCUAAAUGAGAUUUAUUUUAUCAUCCUUAAGAAACUGAUAAUUUUUAUGCAUUCUCUAAAAAAUAUGUCACUAUCAAUAUCAGUUAGUAUUUCAAAUGUCAUAGGAUAGAUUUAUGUAAUUUCUGUUUUAGGUUACUUGUCCUUGUUAGAAAAAAAUAUUUAAAAAUGUCUUUUUUUCAAAAGAAAAAAAAUCAGUUUUCACCACAAUUAAAAUAAUAAAUCUCACUCAUAAUAAUCAAACCAUACUGUGCCUAAGUGUUUUGUGCUAUCGGAUUUUUAACUAUUUAAAACUAUUCCGUCCAUUUUGCAUAUGUGUGUUCUAUGCUUUAACCAAUUUAUAUAACCUUUUAAACAAUAUUUAUCAUUAAAAUAUAUUAAUACUUAUUCAGAAUUUCUUAGAAAAUAAUUUUUUAAACCAAUAUUGUUUUACUCUUCUGCUGCCAACAUUCAAUCAAAAUAUUUGGAAAAUUAAGUCCAUUCACAUAACAUUAUUCUUUAUAAAUCAAUGAAUUUUAUUCUUUUUGAUAUUCUUGUUUGUAACCUUAUCUAAUUUUUUUUCAUACAUAGUAUUGGAAACAAUACUUUGAAUCUUAAGAAAUCUUUAAACAUAAUACAAUUUUGUAUGCUGAUGUUAAGAAUGGUUAUAUUUAUUACAGUAGUUUACGCUUGUGUUGUUAUUUUUUAUAAAGCAUUUUAUAUUGUGAACAAUUUAAAAUAUAUCAAUGCUAGCUACUGACUUUGGCAAUACUUCUCUGAGUACUAUACACUCAUGUAUUGAAUUAGUUUUAAGAUUUAAUUACUGCCAGAAGCCAACUGUUUUCUGGCAGCAUUUUUCUCAUAUACCGAAAAAUGCCUUUCAAAUGUAUGAUUUAUAUUCAUUUCUUAGAUCAGCGGUACCCAAUUAUUUUGGCUAAAUAAUCAACCUUCUCUUGGCAGAACCCCCCAACUUUAUAAAUAAAGUUUAAGGUAAUUGUGAACGUUAUAACCUAUAAAAGACUAUAUUUAAAACUUUCAAUUAAAAGAAUGAAGAUUUUUCAUCGUUUUAUAGUUAAUAAUCUUAAAUUAGGUUUUAUGUCCAACAAUUAAAUUUACAGUUUUUGUGUUAUAUCUAGUUUAGUUAUGAAUUUGCAUCUGGUGUAUAUACAUAAGUUGAAAAUGAUUAAAAUAAAUUGAAUUAUUGUUUAUUUCGAUAUGAUAACUUAAAAGAACUGCUAUAAAUAUUUAAAAAUGGUCAUUAUGGAAACGUAUUUUUUUAAAAAAGAAUUCAGUUAUUUUGAUUUGAAAAGAGCUAUGGGAAAUUCUAAUAGAAUAUUUUAUAAAUGCUUAUUUUUUUCAUAAUUUGUUCAAUGUAUUGUUGUUAGAAAUAUUAUAUUUUCUUUCAAAAAAUACCAUUUCUAUUUCAUUGGCAUUUUACUUGAAAUAAUUUCAUCAAGGCUAUCAUAAGGUUAAAUAAAUUGUUAAUUAUAAACGGGAUCAUAUAAUCAUUAUUUCAUAACUCAUCUCCACUGAACACCAUUUGGGUACCGCUGCCUUAAAUAAUCUUUCAUUCAAACAUGUGUAAAAAUAAUUCAAGUUUGCAUUUUGCAGAAAAUGAGACCCUUAAAUCUGUCCCGCAUUAUAGGAUUAGACCUUUCUAACUCCUAACUCGCGGAACCCCUUUAACCCUUCCAUGGAGCUCUAGAGUGCCACGGAACACCAUUUCGGUACCGCUUCCUUAGAUUAUCUUUCAUUCAAACAUUUGUAAUAAAAUAAUUAAAGUUUGCAUUUUGCAUAAAAUGGGAGUCACCAUUAUAGGAUUGGACCUUUCUAGCAUCUAAUAGUGAAGGCCAUUUCUUGGUUCAAACAAUAUUUACACUUUAAUUUUUAGAAAUUGUUAGUGUGAGUUUCUGCUAAAUGUGUACAGUUAAAGAAAGAUGCUAAUUUUUGGACUGGUAGGAAGGAGAAAAAGAUUUUUACUUUGCUAUUUUAACGUUAGUUUGUAAAAUCUAUAUGUCUUAUUUGAUAAUAAAAAAAAAUACUCACUAUUUCUAAUAGCUCUUUAUAGUCUUUUUGACAUAAUUUACAGCUGUACUUUACUCUGGCAAAACAUAAAGAGUACAUCAGUUUAAUUUUUGAAAUAUAAAUUUUUUUAAUAAUGUCUAAUAACAAUAUAAUAUUUUUAUUCAAUAGAAAACAAGUUGUUCUUGCAAUUUCUUCAAAUAUGACAAAAUUUUCAGAAAGUCGCAAUUGAAAAAUGUUCAGAAAAUAUAAUUAAUUAUCAAGAUUCUCACAUUAGUAAUACUUUAGCAAGUAAUCGAAAUCUAUUUAUUCUAUCUUUGUUCUCAUCUUGGAAGUACAAUUGAUUCAAAAGUUCUGAUUGAAUCAAUUAUACUUAAAAAUUUAGGAUCUCCAUGAUUGAGCAAUUAUCUAUAGAUAAAAACUAGCAUACAUAUAUUUAGGGUACAUAUUUGUGCAUUUAUAUCAAUAGUUUUUUUUUUUUCUUGUGUUUAAGUACUUUUGUAUUUGUGAAAUAAAUUAUUUCAUUAUUGUU
This is a messenger RNA of Parasteatoda tepidariorum (common house spider), 7546 nucleotides long. RefSeq names its product protein eyes shut homolog. Gene Ontology annotation, molecular function: calcium ion binding. The record is from RefSeq and is a predicted model, not a curated record. NCBI's taxonomy places the organism in Eukaryota, Metazoa, Arthropoda, Arachnida, Araneae, Theridiidae.